AUGGCGGAUAUUUCUCGUCAGCCUGACUCCGCAGCUCAGCCGUUGGAUCCCGUCCUCGUGGAGGGAGCGCUUUUUUUCCGGCCAGAGGAGGGGGGGGAGGCGGAGAUUGCGCAAGGCGCAAAAGCUGCUGCGGAAAACCUGCAGCAAAAGCAGGAGCAGCAAGGCGCGCAAAAUUACCGUUUAAACGGGCGUGACGUGGCGCACAGGGACGGUGCAUGGUCCUUUCGUUUGAACCACAGCAACGCGGGUAGAACAAGCGAGGCGGGUGAAGCGGGAAGCACGGGAGCGGAUUUAGGCGUGCAAUUGCGAUCAAUCAACGUGAGAACGACCCGGAACAGAAACACCCCCCGUACUAGCUGGGAGCGGCAGGAUGGCUCUACCCUCGACUCGUCGUCUUCCCCUGACAGCGCGUCCCCGUUUGGAACUGCUUCGGUUACAGCAACGGAGGCUGGAGACUCCCUAGCGGUGUACCAACGAGCGGUGGCUAAGCUAGUGGCGUUUGGGUUCAACGGGAAGGAGAUUAACGACCAUGCUCGCCGCCUCAUCGCAUUGGGUGCGGGCGGUGUUGUCCUCUUCGCCCGCAACUUCUCCGAUCCCCGCCAGCUGGCCUCUUUCUGCGCCGACCUCAAGCGGGCGGCGUUCCCUCGGCGUCUUCUCAUCAUGGUGGAUCAGGAGGGCGGCAGAGUCACGCGCCUCGGCCCGCCCUUCACCUGCAUCCCCGCCGCCCGCACCAUCGGCUUUUCCCGAAACCCUAAUCUCGCUCGGGCGGCUGGCCGGCAUGGGGAUACAUCGAUCGAUAGCCACCUGGCGCUUCCCUAUUCGUCGCACGAUCUCAGCCGGCUUGAAUCUGUGGAGCUGGUGCCGUUUGCGCGGGCGGCAGUGGAUGCUGACGUGGCAGCAGUGAUGGUCGCCCACGUGGCAGUGCCUGCACUUGUCACGUGGCAGCCUCCCCCUUCCAUGGAGUACCUCCCAGAGAGUGUGAAACGUGUCAUCAGUCCACGGUGGGAUCUGUUUUCCCCCUACAGGAGGCGGAAGCAGUGGGACGAGGCGAGGAGAGAAGCAGAAGCAACCUUGGGAUUGCCGCGAUCGCUCUCUGAGUCUGACCUGAGGGGUUCUGGCAGUGCUGGUGAUAAGAGUAGCCAUGACAGCAGUAGAAAUAGCAGUAACAGUUGUGUUACCACUGGAGCUGACACAGUCAAAUCCCCAUCAACCACACAACAGCCACACCAGCAGCAGCCUAUUCCUCCCACCAACCACCCCGCCCCAUCCCCCAACCCCUCCCCACUGGCUGCCUUCGGCUCUUCUCUCCCUGCCACUCUCUCCCCCGGUGCCCUCUCCUACCUUCGUAUGGAGAUUGGUUUCGAAGGCGCCGUGUUAUCAGAUUGCCUGGAGAUGGGGGCGAUAGUGAAGCAUGUGGGUGUGGGAGAGGCAGCAGUGCUGGCUGUAGCAGCAGGGGUGGAUAUGGUGUUGGUCUGCCACACGGAGACCAGACAGGCAGAAGCUGUUAAUGCGCUGGCGCACGCGCUACAGUCCGGGCGGCUCUCAGUGAAAAGAUUCCGGGCAGCUUCCCGGGCAGUUGAUGCGCUGGCGCGAGUGUUUUGGCGGCCGCCCCCGCCCGAGGGGAGUGAGGUGGAGGAGAGGUAUUGGGAGGAGGAACAGCGGGUGGUAGGGUGUAGGGAGCAUAGGGAGGUUGUAGCAGAGAUAGAACAUGAGGCGUUGGCGCGGGGAGAGGGGGAUGAUUGGAAGGAGAAGGAGAGGAGGGAGGGUGGUCGGCGGUGUACUAUAUCGUAA
This is a messenger RNA of Closterium sp. Naga37s-1, 1791 nucleotides long. The record is from the annotation of a GenBank genome assembly. NCBI's taxonomy places the organism in Eukaryota, Viridiplantae, Streptophyta, Zygnematophyceae, Desmidiales, Closteriaceae.